This is a messenger RNA of Hippocampus zosterae (dwarf seahorse), 1925 nucleotides long. RefSeq names its product outer dense fiber of sperm tails 3-like 2b (gene cimap1d). Bases 704 to 1318 code for a protein of 204 amino acids. Lineage: Eukaryota; Metazoa; Chordata; Actinopteri; Syngnathiformes; Syngnathidae. The transcript has 4 exons. The record is from RefSeq and is a predicted model, not a curated record. Gene Ontology annotation, cellular component: cytoskeleton.
AUUUGAACGGGGGUGUAGACUUUUGAAACCCACUGUAAUUCAUAUUUACAUCAAAUCCCAAUUUUGUCGCUAACCAAGUUGUUUGGAGGUGUGUGUGUGUGUGUGUCAUGAAGUGAGGUUGGAUAUCCAGCUGUGUGUGUACGACAAGAUCAAUGGGGCUUGCUCCUGGACGGCAGGUGUGGGCUGUGACUUUCCCAGGUGUGCCGCACUCUGGUUGACCUCAGCGUCCGUCUUCAAUCUUGUGAUUAGGUGAUUUCCGUCAAGCCGAGAUGACGAAAUGCUGUCUCUCAUUUUUUUUGCCUUCACGCAAGACUGUAAAAUUAGCUUUGAAAAGGCUUGCCAGGACUCGUUCCAACUUGUUUUGGUUUGUUUUUGUUUGUUCUCGUAUAUGUUACAUUACUGCAAAAAGGGGUGGGGUGCAGUUCUAGUCGGCCGGCUGGACGCACUGACAAUAAUGUUCUGCUUUAUGCGUGUCUGUCUAUGAGAGAGAGUGUGAGUGACUCUGUGGCCUCACGCCCCCCAGCCCCUGAACACGACGGCUCGAUUCGAUCCAUGGGGAUGUCCUUGGUAAACCUGGGGCCCAGCAGCAAGAAUCAUAGCUCGAGGACCCGGCCCAGGGCAAUACCGGCUACCCCCUACCAUUGGCUUUAUUGGCCACGACUUGACGAAGCAAACAAGCCCCGCAUACUCCUUCCACCGCAGGAUGAGUGACAAGAUGUAUUGUGUUGACUGUAGUCCGGGACCUCAGUACCACGUCGAUGCGAAGAUGACUCACUUCGGGAGAGACGGCACACCUGCAUACUCCAUGUUGGGCAGAACUAAAGUAAAAAAGGAGCCCUUCCACACCCCUGGACCGGGGACCUAUAGCCCAGAAAAAGCUUCGACCUACAAUCUCCAACGCCGACCCCCUUCCUUCACCAUGGGCCGCCGCACGCGUUACCGCACCACAGACUCUGUGCCUGCUCCCAACAAGUACACGCUCCCUCCACUCAUGGGCUCUCACAUCCCAAACAAGCCGGCCGGCGCCAGCUACACAAUGUCAGCUUGUUUCAGCCAUGGCGGGCCGUCCGUAGAUCUCGCCAAGACGCCGGGUCCUUGUCGGUAUGACAGCACACACCCCAGCGUUUAUCAACGCAGGCCACCUGCUUUUUCCAUGUUGGGGCGACACGGAGUACCCACGGAAGACAUGGAGACACCUGGACCUGGAUCUUAUAACCCAGAAAGAGUAACGGUGCACAAAACUCGGGCCCCAGCCUUCUCCAUGGGGAUUAGGCACUCUGAGUAUGUCACUCCACUGGUCGUCACUGUUUCCGAUUGAACAUUAGCCACAACGUAACCACACUUGUGCAAUCUAAUGAGCACUGCAGCAUUGUCAGUCGGAUUUGUGAACGCACAGGAGCACAGUUAGGAGGUGACUUAUUAGCUCUUUUCAUUUAGUGAUGUUUCUUCGCACACGUUAUUUUAUUAUAAUGGCGUUUUCUGCAUCUUAUUUAUAAGGCAUAAAAAAGUGUCAUCGCUGAACAACUAUUGAUUCCAUCUGGUUUAUUAGUAACUUCUUCCACACUAAGACAAACAAACUUGUGAUUGGCUGUUUUAUAGAGGGUGGGGCACCUUAAAAAAAUUUUUUUUUGCAAUUGCAUAAUUUGUUCUAAUGUGAUAAUAUUACAUUGUUCUUUUGUCGCUAAGCUGAUGUUGGAUGAAGCUAACUGGAUGUGAUUGCCCACCCUCAUUUUCCACACACCGCUUUACACGAAAAGGUAAGAAGUAAAAAAUUCCAUCAUGUCAUUUCUAGUUGUUCCACUGACAGUUGAAUUGGAAUGAUGAUGAUCCGAUUUGACACGAUGAGAAAAUGUUGUCAUUGACUUUGAUUUGACUUCAUGAUUAGGAAAAUGAACUAAAAUGCUCUUUGAGUGAUAAAUAAUCGA